Messenger RNA from Stegastes partitus (bicolor damselfish), 4027 nucleotides. Its product is annotated as CD97 antigen-like. The coding region runs from base 1 to 1941 and encodes 646 amino acids. Gene Ontology annotation, biological process: adenylate cyclase-activating G protein-coupled receptor signaling pathway; cell surface receptor signaling pathway. Lineage: Eukaryota; Metazoa; Chordata; Actinopteri; Pomacentridae. Gene Ontology annotation, cellular component: plasma membrane. Gene Ontology annotation, molecular function: calcium ion binding; G protein-coupled receptor activity. The record is from RefSeq and is a predicted model, not a curated record. The transcript has 13 exons.
AUGUUUGUUCCCUUGUGGGCCCGGGCAAUACCUUUCUAUAUUAAGAUGUGUUUACGCCUGUGUCACCAAAGUCAUCGUCCGAGCAAUGAUCAUUUAUCUUUCUGUCCUCACGCAGAUAUAAAUGAAUGCAAGAUCGCGAAAGAUAACAACGAAGACAUCUGUGGAAAGAAAGGAACUUGUCAUAAUGUUCUUGGGAGUUAUUGGUGCAUUUGCCAAGAAGGAUACACCAAUUACGGCAACAAAAGGACGCCGUGCUCAGAGCUUGACUGUAACAGCUUCGGUGGCGACGAUGAAGCUGCACAAUCGCUCGCAGGCCUGGCAGACAUUUUGUCCAUGAUGAGAAACAGCUGUUUGAGUCUGUCUAACCCAAGCUCUGCUGGUGUAGGGAAGGUUGAUGGAGAGGCGCUACUGGAGAAACUUUUCACGGCCACUGAGGUGAUGCUGUCUCCCAGACAACUGAACAGCAGCGACGGUGUGAGCGAGUUGCUCGGCACAAUGGAGAACUCUAUUUUGCUCAUCGGUCCUCAGCUCAAAGGCAACCACACCAAGAUGGAGACCACAGAGACUGAUGUAGAGAUUGCUGUUCAAAGAGGAAAGACCCGACCAACUGGACCAAUCCGUCUGAUCAAUGAAAACGCUAGCCUCGACACCGACUGGACGACAGCAGCUGGGACAGGAACAUACCCCGGUUUUGCUCUGGCCGCAUUGUUGACCUACAAAAACCUUGAGCAAUCCAUGAACGAGUCUUUUGAGGAUUUCAAAGAAUAUCAAAAAGAUGGUAUGGAGCCGUCCUUCCAGGUCUCCUCUAAAGUUGUAUCUGUUGUGGUCUCCAACCCGUCCACUCAGAAACUGAAUCACCCUGUUAAAAUCACCCUCAGACAUCUAGAGGAUGAAGCGGAGUCCCCUCGGCUGCGCUACAUCUGCGCAUACUGGAAUGAAAAAGGAGUCUGGUCCACAGAUGGUUGCUCACCAGAGUACUCUAAUGCCACACACACUUCUUGUACGUGUAAACAUCUGAGCAGCUUUGCUGUGCUCAUGGCCCUUUACCCCAUGGAGCACACCUUUGGGCUCUUGCUGGUGACCAAGAUCGGGCUGACCAUCUCCCUGCUGUGUCUGAUAUUCUGCAUCCUGACGUUCAUGUUCUGCCGAUCCAUACAAGGGACUCGCACCACCAUCCACCUGCACCUCUGCAUCUGCCUCUUCUUUGCUGAUCUCAUCUUCCUGGCUGGCAUUUCACAAACUAAACCUGAAGCCGGAUGCAGGUUUGUUGCAGCGAUGCUUCACUUCUUCUUCUUGGGCGUUUUCACCUGGAUGCUGUUAGAAGGGGUGCAGCUGUACCGCAUGGUUGUCCUAGUGUUCAACGCCACCAUCCGGCCUCUCUACCUGUAUAUCACGGGUUACGGGGCACCUCUUGUUAUCGUCACUCUGUCUGGCAUCAUUAGACCAACGAGAUACGGCACUAACGAGUACUGCUGGCUAUCCCUGAAAGACGGCCUCAUCUGGAGCUUCUACGGCCCCGUGUGCUUCAUCAUUUUCCUGAAUGUCUUUUUCUUCAUCGUCACUGUCUGGAAACUCGCCCAGAAGUUCACCAGCCUCAACCCAGACCUCUCCAAACUGCACAAAAUCAAAGCGUUCACAGUGACAGCUAUAGCCCAGAUGUGCAUCCUGGGUCUGAUGUGGGUGUUUGGGGCCUUCUUGUUUCAAGAGGGACCAGCAGCAGUGGCAUACAUCUUCACGAUCCUCAACAGCCUACAGGGUGCACUGGUCUUCAUCAUGCACUGCCUGCUGUCUAAACAGGUGAGAGACGAGUACGCCCAUUUCCUCUCUUGUAUCUGCACGCCACAGAAAAAGAGAUACUCGGACUUCAGCACCACCAAUCCCUCCAGCAGUCAGUCGCAGGGUUCUCGAAGUGGGCAGCACACCGGAGAAUCACAAAUUUGAGGAGCUGUUGUUUUUAAUUCUCCCCCAAAGACAGACUAUCACACCUUUAGCCUAUCUGGGCCCUCAUUUUAAAGGUUUGAAUCACUUCAAGUAAAAAUUCAGCCAUUUAUUUCUUCACCUUUACGUCAGUUUAAACUCCACUGAAAGCAGUGACUCUGUACCUGGGGAUGGCAGAAUACAUUCUUUGAUUUGUGAGUUAGGAAAGAAGUAAAAAUGGAUUUCUGAUACACAAGGUUUUAUUAGUGUGUCGGAGUUUUCACAAAGGUUUUCAUGUCAAAAUGAAACAUCACUGUUUGGUACUGUGGAUCUGCAAGCAGGUAUUACUUGUUUUUAUGAAGUUCACCCACCACAUCAGUAGUUUACCGCUGCAGAUGUAAUUAUCCGCCCUGUGGUUGAAGUUCAGUCCUUUCAGCACCUAAUAUAAAUAGUGGGACCAAAUUCUUUUACAACUUUAAAGCCAUAAACCUAAAUCCAUGAAACUGAAUCACACCAUCAGCCAAUCAGUUGUAUUAAGGGUCAUAAGGUCUGGCAUUUACCUCAUUUAUUUAGUUAUUUUCCUUACUGAUCGUGUUCUGCAGCACUCUCUGUAGAUGGAGUUGUAUCGAUAAAGACUGAUUUUUAUUUGUGUUACUUAUGUGGCAGCAGGCAAGAAGAAGCCAACUGUUAAAAGUGUUUAUUCACAGGCUGAAGAAGUGAAGCCCAUCGGUUCAUCGAUGAACAUAUCACAAUCGUAAAAUAAGCUGUAUUCCCUUCAAAGUGAUUCAAAGUGAGACUAAUAUAGAUAUAUUUAUUUUAAAGUGCAGACGGCGAAGCCGAAAUUAUGUCGGCUGCAAGAAAAUAUGAGUAGCACAAGAAAACAGUUUGCACUCUAUUUUAUAUAAAUGUUUAAUGUAAAAAUAAGGAUGGGCGUGCUUUUUUUUGUUUAUGGGAUCUUCUCAGAUAACUUUUUUUUUUCAUGUACUGUAUUCAACAGUAUGUUGUGAUGGGAAAGAAACAACUGACUGAUGAUACAAAUUACCCAUGAAGUGCCUCUGAGUUUGCUCAUGUUCCCAUGCGGGCUCCUGCGAAGAUCUUAUAUCUGUUGUUACUUUCAUUCCUAAACAAAAUAAGUGAUUUUAAAUCACUUGUGGCUAUUUUGAAAAGAAUCUAUCUCAGUUUACAAUUGAGCUGUGCCCUUUAUCCACAGGUGUAUGUGAAUUUUAUAUUUUGAUUUUUUUUUUUUGGUUGUUCUUGAAAUUGUAAACCAAGUAAACAAAUCCGUCUGGGCAAUUUACAAAAACAGACCCACCCUUUUGAUAAGCCUGCAGCUUCCUGCAAUCAAACUGUGUUUAAGGAAUACAUUUCCAUUUUGUUAUGUUCUUAUUAUAGCUGUUAGCUUGUGCCUGCACACAUUGUUAGUUACUGUAAAGGUUGAAGUCACAAUCCCUUAAAUGAGAACUUCAGCAGUAAUGGGAGUUGUACAGACCUGAGUUUAUUUUAUUGCACUUUUCCAUUGUAAAAAAAACAAAAAAACAAAAAAAAAGGAUCCGGCACACCUUCACUCGCACAGUGCAUGUAAUAAUCGAGAAGACUUGAGAACCAGCCUCGCUUACUGAACCUGAACAGUUGUGAAAAUAUAUUUUUAUAUUUUCAGUUUUUAUAGAAACUUUUAGAACAUGUUGUCUUUAGAGAAAGUGGGAGCAAAUCUUUGGAUUUAUUUUCUGAUUUUUUGAUAUGAAAAUUUUCCUUGAUUGACCGUUUCUUUAGAUUUAAAUUACGUCUCCCUUUCUGUUCUACAAACCCAAUUAAAACCACCGAAGUGCUGGUUUUAACAGCUAAACUGUUCUUCGGUUCAUAAGUGUCACUGCAGUUUUUUUUGUUGUUGUUUUUUUUUUAAAAAAAAAAAGACCAUCGAAGCCUUUUAUUCAUGCAUUGCAAAAUGUAUUUUUUAUGUGAAAAAGCUACGUGCAUUAUGCAGCUUUUGGUGAAUGUAAGAAUUGUUGUUGUUAGAAUAUACUAUAUGAACUUAUUUUUUUACUUUCGGUACUGUUUUCCUUAAAGAAUAUGCACCACAAAAUGUAUUAAAGCUUCUACUUCAUCAGAAAAA